Molecule: messenger RNA, 3258 nt
Organism: Amphibalanus amphitrite
Lineage: Eukaryota; Metazoa; Arthropoda; Thecostraca; Balanomorpha; Balanidae
Product: procathepsin L-like
Exons: 4
Coding region: 2123-3079 (318 amino acids)
Biological process (GO): immune response
Cellular component (GO): lysosome
Molecular function (GO): cysteine-type endopeptidase activity
Source: RefSeq, a predicted model, not a curated record
GGAGGGGCCUUGGGAGGGAGAGCGCAGGGGUAGAGCGGGCCCGGGCUCUCGUCGGAUUUGGGUAAUCGGUUAUGCUUUUGACGAUAAUAAAUAUGUUAAACAUGUGAUUUUAAUUUUCAAUAUCGGCUUCAUAUUAUAGAAGGCAAAAUCCUAGUCUACUAAAAUACAACACAACAGAGUCCCAUGCAGACACUAAUUGUGAUUUGUGAUAUGUGAAAUAAUAAAUCGGCAGAAAUAGGACAAUACCUUCUUAUCCUGUUAGCAGUUGAGCCGCAUUCAUCAAGGAAUGAAGUCCUGCCUGACAGUCUUGAGCUCUGACUGUGGGACUUCGAGAUUGACCUUCAUUCUGCUCAUCUUGAGCCAUAUUCUGAAAUAAAUAAAUUGUGUCAGUUCGCAGCCAAACAGAUGUAUACCUACUUCUUAUCCACAGACAAAUGGAAAAGCAGAGGGAGAUACCAUGGGAAAGAGAGAGAGAGAGAGAGAGAGAGAGAGAGAGAGAGAGAGAGAGAGAGAGAGAGAGAGAGAGAGAGAGAGAGAGAGAGAGAGAGAGAGAGAGGCAAGAGAGAAACCAGGCAGACUAAUUAUAACUAGCUGGUAGAUACAUAGCAAAAGUUGAAAAGGUACAGUCAAAAUUAUUCAUGUAAGUAGCAUGUUUACAAACGCACACAUAGCCACCAGUGGUGGAGUGACAGAAUGAGAAUCAGGGCCGAGGGCUCCUCCUUUCCAUCCAUAACGCCACGCUACACGGAUAAUAUUUAUGUAACCACACCUAAAAGGCAUUUAAUAUCACUGAUGUUAUUGCUAAGAAAAAUUUGGAGCAAGUAUCACUUGUACUUACCAACAAGACGUCACACGCAGCACAGACACGACCUCCCUGGAUCGCACAAAGAUGGCGACUGAGGCCCACGCGGCGCUGCAUUUGGCGCGAAACUGAACCGAGUAAGUUAACAACCCACAGUGUUAAUUGGUGUUAAUGUCCCUCAAGAUCGCGGCCCAAAUAACCCCAUUCGGGUUUUUAAACUCGACGCAGAGGGGUAAAACACGGCAACGUGUCAUUCAACACGGUAGAACCGUGCGCAAAGAUGCUUCCACAAAAUCGUAUUCGUGUUUCGGAACACAGUGUCCGCCAAUUGCGGGUAUGAAUACAUGGCGAUUACUCGAACAGUGUCAUUGUACAUGGGGAUUCCGAGCUAGUUCAUCCUGAUUUGGACUAACCGUGUUUUGCUUCGCAAUAAGGUUUAAAUUACUCGAUAAAUACGGAUUCAUUAGCAAGUUAGUUGUUUGAACACAUCGUUAAAGUGAGUCAGAAAACUCAAACUGUGCUAACAUUUUUUACAGUGUAUGCAGUGCCUAGUGGGUGCCUACCUACAUGCCAACUUUCAGCGCAAUCGGCCAAGUAGUUACCGAGAUAUUGCAACAAUUACAAAACUGACACCUCUUCGUUUUGCACGUGGCACGUGCAUAAGGGGUCACCCACAUGCAUCGGGAAUAGUCCAAUACUUGGUAGAAGGAAUGAAGCUACCCUACAAAAAUUACCGCGUGUAAAUCGGUCAAGUGGUUGCUGAGAUAUAGGUAAGCCUCGCAAAAGCGUCCGCACGGCCGGCCGGCCGCUCAUACUUAGAAAUUUCGGGAAGGAAAGACUACGCUCGCUUCGCUCGCUCCGUAAUAAAUCUAAUUCAAUAUAAACCUAAUUCAAUAUACCCUGCCAAUAAAUUACCAUUUUGAAUCAUAUUCCUUUCAUCUGAAGCGUGCUUUUUAUUAAGAGGAAGAUGACUAGAUAAGAUAGGAAGAGGAUGAGCGAUUGACAAACGUGCAGUAGACGUCCAUGACAAAUAUACCUACCGGUUAAUAGGUAUCGACAUUGCGAGGUUCAGAAAAGUCAAAAAUAGUCUCACAGCAAAGUUGCAGUUGCUCCAUGAGUCGACACUCUUCGGCGUCCACUCCCUUAGCUCGUGAAUUGUUUCCGUCGCCCAAGGGACGCAGCUGACGCCGACCCAGGCGAUAAGAACUUCACAGUCAUGCCUGGCCCCCGUGUCGCUAGACGUCUUCUACAGUAUAAAACGGUCGGCAGAAAAUCGGGUUCGUCACUUGUUCGUCUACCAGGUCAUCCCAGUCGUCCACCAUGCGCGCCGCCAUUCUCGUGCUGCUCGUUGGAGCAGCCUCCUCCUUCGUGGAGCAGUCCGAGUGGAACAACUUCAAGCUGAAGCAUGCCAAGUCCUACGCCAACCCCAUCGAGGAGUUCUACAGGAUGAAGGUGUACGCCGACAACAAGGCCUACAUCGAGCAGCACAUGAAGGAGCACGCCGAGGGCAAGCACACCUUCACCGUGGCGCUCAACAAGUUCGCCGACCUGACCACCGAGGAGUGGAGCAGCCAGUACAAGGGUCUCAAGAUGGGCAGCACCACUCCCCACAAGACCCACCAGGUGACCGGCAAGGCUCUGCCGAGCAGCCAGGACUGGCGUCAGUCGGGUGCCGUGACCCCUGUCAAGGACCAGGGCCAGUGCGGCUCGUGCUGGUCGUUCUCUGCCACCGGCUCCCUGGAGGGCGCCUGGGUCAUCGCCGGUAACUCGCUGACAUCGCUGAGCGAGCAGCAGAUUAUGGACUGCUCGUGGGCCUACGGCAACCAGGGCUGCAACGGCGGCUGGAUGGACCAGGCCUUCGAUUACAUCAAGGCUAACGGCGGCGUCCAGACUGAGGCCUCCUACCCGUACACGGCCGCCGACGGCACAUGCCAGGCCACGCCGCCGUACGCCGCCACCGUGUCCGGAUACACGGACAUCGCCGGCGGCGACGAGGACGCGCUGGCCGACGCCGUCGCCAACGUCGGCCCCGUGGCCGUGGCCAUCGACGCCUCGCACAUCUCGUUCCAGUUCUACUCAGGCGGCAUCUACAACGAGUCGCGCUGCUUCCACUACCUGCUCGACCACGGCGUGCUGGCGGUCGGCUACGGUGACGGCUACUGGCUCGUCAAGAACUCGUGGGGCACCAGCUGGGGCGACAGCGGCUACAUCAAGAUGACCCGCGACGGCAGCAACCAGUGCGGCAUCGCCACCCAGGCCUCCUACCCGUCCGUCUAGACUCUGGCUAGUCGGCUUGUCACAGUCUUGGUCAAUAUUUGGCUGUAUGUCCAUUGUCCAUGUCUGAACUACUGUCUGAACGUCCUUUCUUUUCUGGUCCACCGGCCUACGUGUCGGCUCACUGGUCGCUGAUCUGAUUCUGGUUAACGUCUGGUACAAAUAAAUGCCCUACUAAGUAA